AUAAAAAAACUUUUUGGGUUGUCUGGAAUAUUCAAAAAAUGCUAAAUUUUGUACGUUUCAAUGGAAUUUUUUAACGAUUUUCAAGUAACCAAUUAAUUUUUUAACGAUUUUGGAAAUACCCAAUUUUGGUGGUCUACUAGUAACACAUCUUGACUACUACUAACAUAUUAAACACGAUUAUACUGUGUCCUCGUUUCAGCAUUCAAGAGGGGGAUACAUUCGUGUUAGCUGCACUUUUCAUGAACUUUCCGCGCUCGCAACAAGAUAGAUAUUCCGGAUUACAUCGAAUUAUAUUUAAAAUUUAUCAUAUACUUAAGAGAGAAAGAGAGAAAAGUAAGAAACAAAAAGAGAGAGAGAAUAUGAGUUAACACAGCGUGGCUGAUACGAGCGGAGCCGAGGCAUUCGUCGAGUCCUUUCUAUCUACUUUCGGCGAACGAACGAACGGACGGACGAAGGAAAGGCGGUGCAGUAGUAAGCGACUAUCCAAGUACGGCUGCUCCAGCGAGGGUCAGAUAUCUGUCAGCUUCUGGCUUGGUUCGUAUCUCGAGGAACAGCUGAUCCAGCCUCGGAGAAAUGCCAGUUUGCCUGAAUCUUGCAAAACAAACGCACGAUGAGUGUUAGCGAAGUGUCACGGCAGCCGCCAGGACGGUAAAUAAAGAGCCACGCAUGUGGAAAAAUCAAUGAGGGUGCAACGUGAGAACGCAUCGCGCGAAAUUGACGAAAUUGUCGACACGCGGCCGACGAUUACGAAUACGUGAGAGAGCAUCGCCGCCAGGUUAUGUUGCGACGUCUGUGCGGUCGUAACGUCACACGCACGCCACGACCGUAGGCGCGUGUGGGACAAAAGAAUAGAGAGACGACGUGGGGGCCACCGAGAUGUUGACAUUAGAUGAGACCGAGUACGAAAAUAUGCCGAAGAAAUCCGGAAAGAGUCGGGAGGAGAAGAAGGGUAAAGGUAAAGGUAAAGGUGGCAAGCGGCACAGGCGCACCACUGGCAGUAGCCGCAAGCUACGGAGCAGUUUGGCGCCUGUUCCGCACAAAGUCAAGUCCCAAGAGGAGGAGGCGACGAUGGAACUUUCGUAUCAUGAGAAGGACCCCAUAGUGUCUGGUGUCUCCAAGGAGAUCAAAGUAGAAACCUCUGUAUCCAACGAGGAUGAAUACAUAAUAUUAUCUCAUUUGGAGUCCAUCAAAGAUGAACCUGGACUGAACGCAGAAGAACCGUUGGAGCAAUGCGUGCAGAAGAUCUCCAAGAGUCGGCAUAGGCAGAAACGUUACAACAAGAUGAUACUGUUGCGGAAGUGUACAGCUAAUCGCAAUAAACUGUCGACAGAGGAGACUGAGGACGAGUCCCAUGAAAAUACCUCCUUCGAAGAGGAUGGACGUGUCCCUAAUAUCGAGAAUCAUAUAUAUGAGAAUUCUGAGGAGCAACAGAAAAAUGACAAGGGUAAACGGGAAAAGAUCAAAUGGUCAAAGAAGUUGCAUCCAUUGUCUCUUUAUUAUACAGACAGGAGCAAGCCCUACCUGAAGUGUCCCGCAUGUGGGGCGAUGUUCUUCUGCUCGAACACGUAUCAAAGGCACUUGCACUCGCACAUGCAGAAGACUGUAGAGAGUUAUGUGUGCAAUUUCUGCGAUUAUUCUCACACAGAGCCUGGCAUGUUGUUCGCUCAUCUCGCCAAGCAUCAGAACCAGUGUGAGUCCUGUAAUGAAAGUCUGCUACGUAAAGACAAUUUCGAGAAGCAUUGGUACCAGUGCUCCUUGGCGUUCAGUCUGAAGCGUGAUCACCAUGGCAAAUUCGUCUGCACGAUAUGCGAACUGGUGUUCGAUCUCUUGGCCCAGUUGGAAAAACACUGGUUCAAGCAUACCUGUAAGAAGCAGAAGUCCUACCAGUGCAAUGAAUGCAGCGGUCUCUACGAGAACUUGGAGACCCUGAAGAAUCACAAGUGUCUCAAGUGUCCAGUCUGCGGCGAGGUCUAUGAGAGUCUACAUCGGCUGAAAAUACACACGAUGUGGAUGAAGCAUUACUUGAAGUGUCCCAUUUGCUCUUACGAGUUUAUUCUCUCGACGGAUCACGAGAAGCAUCUGUCCCUGCACAGAAAAGUGUAUCAACCGAUGAAGGAUUACAUGCACUGUUUGCGAGCGGCUGACGGCAAGACGUUUCAAUGUAAUCUCUGCGACAAGAUAUUUUACGCCUUACCGACCCUCUUGUCGCACCUCACCGAAGAGCACGAUGUGAAGAGCGUGAAGACGGAGGAGACUGACACGGAAGAUAAUUUCGAGCUAAAGGGAGACAUUAUCGACAUAGUAGUGGUUCCUGACUUCAAGGAUUCUGUCAGCUAUUCUGACAGCUGUAGCGACACGAACCCGUUGCAACAAGACACCGAUCCGGAAGAUCAAGUCGACUACGAGCUCAAAUCGUGAAAAUGAAGAACAACAACUCUCAUCGUGAACCGUUGUUAGCAGCUUUUAUCGUCACAACUAUCGGCGUACUCUCAUACAAUAUUGAUACUAAAAAAAGAAAAGAAAACUGAACUACCAAAUAUGAGGACAGUUGCAAGUGCCGUCGUUGUGAAGCAGUAGACGAGAAGCAAUUUUAUCUGGAAACGCUAUUUUUCAAGGUGCAUCAUUUUGCUUCGGGACUUUUGAUAUCGAUUUAUAUAAACCGGAGACGAUCGUGUUGAUUUUAAACAUAGAACGUGCUGUAUUCUCCUUUUAUCUUUUCCGUUAAGCAAAAUAUAUAUAUCGAGACAAGAGGAUAACGAUAAUUAAACGCUAUAUUAGCAAUCCUAAAGUAGAUAUUAAUGAAACAGAUAGCUUUGAGGCGAUCGGAAUAGCAGAUAUUUUCGGAUGAACCUAAGUCUCUCUCUCUCUCUCUCUUUACAUUCGUCUGACACGCGCUGGCGAGCGACCAUCUCUCGCUUCGCGUUCUCUUUUCUCUUGCAGGGGGAGGAGACACGCACGCUUGACGCGACAUCGUCGCUCGCGGGCGCACGUUAUACAUCGUUUUAGACAGCUCCGUUCUACAGAUUCUACCGUACAGAAUAAAUACAAGUUAUAUUUGUAACAUAAAUACAUUCCGCCAUCAUGCGCGACUCGCUCUUCAAGCGGAUUUUACCCGUUCGAAAAAUUCUUGCAUCACAGAUGUAUAAAUAAUUUCUCUGUAAAGAUAUACACAGAUCAUUAUAGGUUUAAACCUCGUACAAUAUGUAUAUAUUAUCUAUGUAUCGCGUAUGACGUAUACGUUUUUAUAUAACGUUUCUUUUUCUUUCAUUUUUAUAAUUAUUCCUACUUUGGAAUAUUAUAAAAAGUGAUAUACAUAUAUACAGGUUGUAUAUGUAUGCAAUAUAUACAUAUAUGUGUAUUCCGAGCUAUCAAUCCUGCUGUAGCCUGAUCAUGACAUCUCGCUACGUUAAUUAGCUUCAUUGAUUUUAUAAUAAAUUUAAAUCGCGCGCGGAAUCUGCUAUUUCCUAGAAUCUAAAUCGCGUAUUACGUGCGCGCUUCCGACGAACUUACCGUUCUCGUCGUGGUCGCGUGAGAUUAUUAGUCUGGUAGCAACAUGAGAAAUACCGGGGCUUAACACGAUGCAUUUAUAACGCAUGGUUAAAUAUCGGAAACACCUCGCAGGUUAUACAUUAUUAUGAUUAUAUCCAGCCGGAUCUCUUGUUCGCAUCCGCUCGUGUGUCGGAGGGGAGGGGAUAUUUUGCAGCGUACGUUCGUAUGUAUAAGACUAAUGUCGUAGGCCUACGGUACUAUACUUUACAUCAAGAGAGUCAGCUCUGUUAUGUAUUCGUUUUGAAAAAUAAAUGUUCAUUAGCAAUAAUAUUCUCCUUUGUACACGUACUCACAAUAAAUAGACAGACAGACAAACACACGCAUAUACAUACGCGCGCGAAUGGAGAGAGACACCACUUUAAUCGCAUAUAUAUCGAAAGCAGCGAGAAAAGUAGUACACCCUCGAGUCUUUUAUAUAGUCCAGAGAUUAGAACUCGCGUGAACCGGCGUUUGAUUCGUAUAUAUAAAUAUUCAUCAAAUCAGAAAGAAUGGAUGCGGAGAAGCUGCGUAUGAAAGCUUCCACGCCACGAUAACGAGAAUUACGAUAUUUACUGAGCACGCAAUUAUUGUACAAUUACAUUGUAUAGCUCUCUUGUGCAUCCCUAUAUGUAUAAUCGCCGGCGCGUCCGAAACUCCUUAUUUCCCUUAGCAUUUUCCAAUAUGCCUUUUGCCAAGAAACAUCACUCCGAGUACGUUACGCGCGAGUAACGAGGCCGAAUGUUGCAGCUACCGGUCUUACUCGAGAGAGAAUGCUAAAAACAGAUCGUAUCUUUCUCUCUCUCUCUCUCUCUCUCUCUCUCUCUCUCUCUCUC
Messenger RNA from Harpegnathos saltator (Jerdon's jumping ant), 4361 nucleotides. RefSeq names its product zinc finger protein 58. The transcript has 2 exons. Lineage: Eukaryota; Metazoa; Arthropoda; Insecta; Hymenoptera; Formicidae. Bases 877 to 2418 code for a protein of 513 amino acids. The record is from RefSeq and is a predicted model, not a curated record.